Molecule: messenger RNA, 2904 nt
Organism: Sceloporus undulatus (fence lizard)
Lineage: Eukaryota; Metazoa; Chordata; Lepidosauria; Squamata; Phrynosomatidae
Product: zinc finger protein with KRAB and SCAN domains 1-like
Exons: 4
Coding region: 152-1849 (565 amino acids)
Cellular component (GO): nucleus
Source: RefSeq, a predicted model, not a curated record
GUUCCUGCUUCCUUCCCUCCCCCAUCACUUAGUUGUAAGUAUAUACUGUAUAUAUUUUUCUUUUCCCAGCCUGAACCAGGGAGCCUCCGCAGAGAUGCUCCAGGUGGCAAGAAGGACUCCAGUGCAAAUAUAAGUGCUGAAGGAAAUAAAAAUGGAGGUGCAAGACCCCAAUGGAGAUGAAAAGAGGGAAAGAGCAGAGGUAGGGCAAAGAGACGGUCAUGUUGUCCCAGGUGGGACCAAAGAUGAAGGUCUAGCUAGCAUGGCUCUGAAACAAAUUAAGAAGGAACCCGAAGAAGAGGAAGAAGUGCCACAUCAAUCCUGGGAAACCCAGUGGCAGGGCUUCCUGAAGACUCUGCAGACCCCUUAUUUAGGAAGAAGGUUCCCCCAUCUUCCUUCAAACCAGUCAGGGGAAGGCCCUAAGGAACAUCAGGCUUCCUUGAAGGAUGUCACAGAACCCAGCGGACAAGAUUUGAGCCAGGCCCUGUGCGGUCUGACCAGAGAUGCUCACAAGGCUUAUGAAACCAGUCUGGAUUUUUUGGUAAAAGUGAAGGAAGAGAUUCCAGAUGAUGAUGCUAUCAGUUUGGAGGAACGACGCCAGCGCUUCAGGAAUUUUUGCUACUGUGAAGCCGAUGGGCCCAGAGAUGUCUGCAGGCAGCUCCAGGAACUUUGCAGUCAGUGGCUGAAGCCAGAAAGGUGCACCAAGCAGCAGAUCCUGGAGCAGGUGACCCUCGAGCAAUUCUUGACCAUCCUCCCCAAGGAAGUCCAGAGCUGGGUCAGGGAUGGCGGGCCUGAGACCUGUGUUCAGGCGGUGGCCCUGGCAGAGGAUUUCCUUCUGAGGCUGAAGAGAGGAGACCAGGAGGAGCUGGAGCCUUUCGAGGAGGUGAUUGUUAAUUCUCCCAAGAUGGAACAGGAUCUCCCUGAUUUUGAAGAGAUGCACCUCUCCAUGGACCUUGAUAAAGACAGUGACAGAGAAGCAAAUUUGUUUGGGAAGAAUGAGACCAAGCCUCUUCAGCCAGAGAGACCUAAAUCCCUUAAAGCCAGGAGGAUAUUCAUGGCCAAAUCCAUGGAGAAAAUUAGCCAGGAUUCUGUGCUAUCGGGGAGUGAGAAAGAGGAGCAGAAUCUUCAGCCGCAGAGAUCCAGGAAAGCUGAUGUGAAUGAAAUCUCUUUGGAAAGAGCCGGAAGGACACACAUUCAUUUGCCUGAGAUCGAUACAAGUCUUAUAAAUGAACAAGAGUUGAGACAACCUCAGGAAAACUCUCUGGGAAAGGUACUAGGCCGAAAUAUGGACUGCAGGGAGGAAGACAGCCUACAUUUAAACAAAAGCCCCUCUCAAGAGAGCAUCACUGAAUACAUGCUGAGGGAAAAAGCCACAAACUGUGAGGAGAGCUUCGCCCCAUGUCUGGACCCAGUCCUGCCUGCCAAGGCCCCGUCGUACAAGUGUUCAUACUGUGGGAAGCAGUGGCCAUGCCAAUCUCAGCUCCGCCGGCACAUCAAAAUCCACACAGGCGAGAAGCCACACAAAUGCACCGACUGUGGGAAGAGCUUCAGUACCAGCUCAAACCUCAGCCAGCACAAAAGGGUACACACGGACGAGAGGCCGUACAGCUGCAAAGACUGUGGGAAAAGCUAUCGGCGCCGGGCCUCCCUGCUCCAGCACGAGAGAGAAACGUGCCGGAAGGGAAGCCACUUAAAUCCCCUACCGGCAAUGGGUUAUGUAGUGUUGGGGAACUGCACUUUGCUGUGCAUGAAAAAAGCAACGCAGGGUGGGAGGAACCGGAUGAUUGCUCCGAAGGGAGGGGAAGCCCCUUUGGCAGCUCAGCCCUUAAAUAUCUUAACAGAAAACCCGUAAGAGAGAAAUCACGCUGGCAAUUAGAGCAUGGGGGAAAUAUCCCCUGCGAAUAGAGAACAAAAGAGAACAAUAGGUGGGAAAGAGAGCAGCUCUGAGCUUGGUGGAUGGGUCAUCGGGCAGUCAAUAGCUGCGUGAAGUGGAUUUGCUCCAAGCCAACACAGCAUGUUAUUCCUGAAUGUUUUUGGUUCUAAUACAUUCAAUAAUAAGCAAAGAACAGGCCUGAACAACUUGGGAAGAGGGAGGACAGGAACACAAAAAUAAUGAAGAAAUGCAUCGGAUCUGGUGCAUUUCUGAUGUAAUCUCUCUUGGUAACCACUUGGAACAACAAUACAGAGAACAGUAUCUCCAAAAGAAGGAAGCCUCCCCUCCAAACACUCUUAAGCCUCAAAACCCACAUCUUUUUCUAAAACGGUGUCAAAUGGGGGGGACAUGGGUGUUGUUGGAGUGCAGUUUACAUGACCCCUAGGCAGCAUAGCCAGUGGUGAGGAAUUAUGGGAGUUGCAGUACAAUACUUGAAGGGCCAUAAGUUCUAUCAUUGCUGACCUUGGACCUGGUAAGUUGAGCACAGCUAAGUUGGUGGCCUAGUAGGAACUGAACGAGUUGUCAUUAUUUUUACAGACCCAAGAAGACAUGGGGCAUUUAACAUAGCUGGUGGGUUUAUUUGACUUAGAAGUGUGUAAGAGAGACACAAACAGAGAGACAGAUGUGUAGAUUGGAUGGAAAUUUGUUUACACUUUUGAAAUGCUAGCAGUCUGUAACCAAGCCUUGCUCAAUUAUUAUAAAUUGAUUUUGGAGCAGAAACUAUGCAGAUAUUCAGUGUCUGAGAUGCACCAAACAUUCUUUUUUAAAAAAAAACAGGGAAUGAAAACAAGCUUACUCCCUCCUCAAUAUGACAUCCUGCCAAAUAUUUAAACAAGGCUAUCAUAUCCCCUGUUAACCAUCUCUUCUCCAUGCUAAACAUACCCAGCUCCCUAAGUCUCUCAUCAUAGGGCUUCCAACGUCUGGAGCUGGACAUCACACGGACCACAAGUUGCCCAUACUAACAGUAAAUCAUU